GUUUAGUGGCGUUUCAGCGGUCGGCUGUGUAAGACGCAGACAAAAGUGCACGGGAGUUGAAUUGAGCGCGCUUUAAAUUAGCCACCCCGCUACCCUCUUGGCCCAAUGGCGCUCGUCGAACUGUUCUUUCUGCUCACGUUUCUUGGCGCGCUGCUCUACAAAUGGUCGGUAUCCAGUUUUGCUUACUUUCGGCGUAGAGGCGUGGCACAUGAGCGGCCACUGCCGCUGCUUGGCAAUGUGCCGCUCUCGGUAAUGCUCGGCAGGGAUUCCUAUGUGCGGCACAGCAUUGAGCUGCAUCAGCGCCUGAAGCAGCACAAGGUGUAUGGGGUGUACAAUCUACGCGAGCCGCUCUACUAUCUGGCGGAUGCGGACCUGAUACGUCAGGUGGGCAUCAAGCAUUUCGAGAACUUUGCCAACCAUCGCCAGGGCAUUGGAGAUGAACACGACACCGGUGAUAGCUCCGUCUUUUCGAAGUCUUUGUUGUCCCUACGCGAUCGACGCUGGAAACAGAUGCGCAGCACAUUGACACCCAGCUUUACGGGCGCCAAGAUACGCCUCAUGUUCGAGCUGAUCAACGCCUGCAAUGUGGAGGCGGUGCGUUAUGUGGAACGCAAACUGGAGGCUGGCGGAGGCGAGGGCAUUGAACUGGAGCUCAAGGAGUUCUUUACGCGCUAUACCAACGAUGUGAUUGCUACGGCUGCCUUUGGCAUACAGGUCAACAGCUUCGUGGAUGAGGAAAAUGAGUUCUUUAUGCUCGGACAGCGUGUUUCCCAGUUCAGUUUCUGGGGCGGCAUCAAGGUGCUGCUCUAUAUACUAAUGCCCAGGCUCAUGAAGGCGCUGCGUGUGCCUGUCAUGGAUCUCAACAAUGUGUCCUACUUCAAGCGUUUGGUAUUUGGCGCCAUGCAGGAGCGCCGCGAGCAGCACAUAGUGCGUCCGGAUAUGAUUCAACAGCUGAUGGAGGCGCAGCGUCUAUUCAGAGAGCAGCAGCAGCUGGAGCAGGAUCUGGACAAAGAUGCCGCAGAGUUCAAUGAUGUGGAUCUGCUGGCACAGUGCCUGUUAUUCUUCUCUGCCGGCUUUGAGACAGUCUCCACCUGCUUGAGCUUCACCAGCUACGAGCUGGUCAUGAAUCCACAUGUGCAGCAGAAGCUCUACGAGGAGAUUUUGGCUGUGGAGCAGCAGCUGGCGGGCAAACCAUUGGACUACGAUAGCCUCAUGGGCAUGAACUAUUUGGAUUGCAUCGUCUCGGAAUCGCUGCGCAAGUGGCCGCCCGCCAUAAUCAUCGAUCGCAUGUGUGCCGCGGAUUUUGAGCUGCGCGACGAGGCGGGGGAGCUGCUGUUGAAGCUUAGCAAGGAUGAUCUGGUGCACAUACCCGUUGUGGCGCUGCAUUACGAUCCGGAUAACUUUGACCAGCCGGACGAGUUUCGACCCGAACGCUUUGACAAAGAGCACAAACAUGAGAUUCGACCCUUUACGUAUAUGCCCUUCGGCGUGGGCCAGCGCAGCUGCAUCGGUAAUCGCAUGGCCCUGAUGGAGGUCAAGUCGCUCAUCUAUCAGUUGGUGCUGCGCUUUCGACUGCUGCCCACCGAGCGCACCCCGCUGGACAUGAUGGCCAGCAUUGAGGGCUUCCGGAUGCAGCCGCGCGAGCUUUUCUGGUGUCGUUUCGAGGCUAGGCAAACACCUGAAUAAUUAAUCACAAAUAGCUGAAGGGUUGCUCUGAGCAGCUGCAGUGACACUAGCUAAUGUGCCGGUGGAACUGAAUAAAGCGCAGAUGUAAGCUUUUAGUGGGCUUAAUUGUAAGCAUCAUUACAAUUAAGACUGCCAGAAGCUUUAAUGGUUCUGUAGCUAUCGCAAAAAAAUGAAAA
Molecule: messenger RNA, 1862 nt
Organism: Drosophila virilis
Lineage: Eukaryota; Metazoa; Arthropoda; Insecta; Diptera; Drosophilidae
Gene: Cyp9c1
Product: Cytochrome P450 9c1
Molecular function (GO): monooxygenase activity; oxidoreductase activity, acting on paired donors, with incorporation or reduction of molecular oxygen; iron ion binding
Source: RefSeq, a predicted model, not a curated record